Serinus canaria (Common canary) is the source of this 699-nucleotide messenger RNA. It is a transcript of the gene SYPL1, whose product is annotated as synaptophysin like 1. The transcript is spliced from 5 exons. The record is from RefSeq and is a predicted model, not a curated record. Lineage: Eukaryota; Metazoa; Chordata; Aves; Passeriformes; Fringillidae. Gene Ontology annotation, cellular component: synaptic vesicle membrane; synaptic vesicle. The coding region runs from base 1 to 699 and encodes 232 amino acids.
AUGGUGGGCUUGAGGAUGGACAUCAGCAUGCUCCUGGAGCCUCUGGGCUUUGUUAAGGUCCUUGAAUGGGUUUUUGCCAUCUUUGUUUUUGCCACAUGUGGAGGCUUUCGAGGUGAAACUGCUCUUCUAGUUUCCUGUGAAGGUGUGGUAAACAAAACAGUUACAGCUGCUUUUACUUAUCCAUUCAGGUUGAAUACUGUUGUAUUUAGUGCACCAGACCCAAAAGGCUGUGGUGGUACUUGGGCUGAUGUCUACCUCGUGGGUGACUUCUCCUCCUCUGCACACUUCUUUGUUACCCUGGCAGCAUUGGUGUUCCUCUACUGUGUUACUGCCCUUGUGGUGUAUAUUGGAUAUAACCAUGUGUAUCAGCAAAAUAACAAGUUUCCACUAACUGACUUGUCAAUCAGUGUCUUGAUAGCCUUCCUGUGGCUGGUCAGUACUUUUGUUUGGGCAAAGGCACUUGCUGACAUCAAGGUGGCCACAGGAGCCAGCAUUGUUCCAGGAAUUGAAUCUUGCAAAGCACCAGGGACAACUUGCCACUUUCUUUCUGUGACCAGCAUGGGAAUUCUGAAUGUGUCUGUGGUGUUUGGCUUGCUUAAUAUGAUUUUAUGGGCAGGAAAUAUUUGGCUUGUAUACAAGGACACCAACUUGCACAGCCAAUGGAAUAGAAUUUCUGAAAGUCCAGCUGAAAGGGUAUAA